GAAGCAGACCGAGAGUAAAGUUACCGGAGCGGGAGAGAUCGAGAUCUGCGCCGGCGGCGAGCGGGGGAACUCGGGAAGAGCGGGGUUGGCGAUCAGAUCUAGAAACGCGAGGAAGAAUGAUGAUCGAAUGCAAAAACCUAGAGGAAUAGCUUGGAUUUGCGGACGGAAAUCACAUAAAUCAAAGCAAAGCAAAAGAGAAGAAGAGGCAGAGCGGGGGCGCUAAAAGGCAAAUGUGUGCAUUUGGUUUUGGUUUUGCUGGAUGUGUUGCGCAGAAACAGCCAGAAAGGAAGGAACUGCGGUGGUGGGAGGGUUGUGGCGGCGGAGAGUGGGGAGGAGAGACGGUAAUGUCUACGGGAGAGAGGGAGGAUGGAGGAGUUAGGGUUUUUGUUCUUUUUAUAUGGUAGGGUGAAUGAUUGGGUGUGGUAAGUUUUUACCCUUCCAAAAAUAUCCUUCCUUUAAUCUUAACCGUUAAUUUAAAAAAAAAAAAAGAGACAGGAGAGAGAGUAUCCAAGGGCUAUGAAGUGGGUUGUGAAUCUGACAACCCCCUUUGUCACCGUAUCCCAUCCCCUUUUGCACAGAGUGAGAGUAGAGUAGGGAGGAGAAUGGGAUGCGCCAUGAUUGAAGCCGCGUUUACCGUGACAGAACGAUGGCGCCAGUAGAGAGGAGGGGGGAAAAUGCUGUUCAGGUCACUGAAAUUAGAAAUCGUAGGCAAGUGUCACAUAGACAUAGGAUAGGGAGCUUAACCGUCGUCGUCUCUGUAAUGACAGGCGCCUGCUUUGACUAUGUUUGUCAUUUCUGUUUAACCUAACGGCAAAAGACAACGUUAAUAAUCUUUUUGCUUGCUUCUACGGCGGUUGUAGAUCCAGACAGACAGAGGAGUGAGGACAGAGUGGACAAACUCUCUCCUUUCUCGGCUUUUCCUUUCUCCUCUUAAAAGCAGCAGUUACAACAGCGUCUCUGGAUAUUUCUAGUCUCUAGUCUCUACUAUAAUUUUUUGUCCUCUGCCCAGAGAAGAGCGUUCUCAAGUCAGACAGAGACAGAGAGAGGGCAGGAACAGCAAUGGAGAAGAGGCUGCUGACAUUGGCGGCGGUGCUAUUCGCCCUGGUCGCGGUGGUGCCGGAAGUUUCUGCUACGAGAUGGACUGUUGGAUCCAAAAUGGGGUGGACUACUAAUGUCAACUACACUAUCUGGGCUCAGAAUAUCACGUUCUACAAUGGCGACUGGCUCUGUAAGUCCCCCUCUUUCUAAAUCUUCUCUAAUUUCUUAUUCUCGUUAAUUGAACUUCAGAUCGUUAUUACUUGACCUUCCGUAAAGCCAGUCCAAAGACUCUGCUGCAUACUUUCUGCUAAAAGAUUGUUGCCCAUUUCGGGAAUUCGCAUUUACAGAUCUGGGAAGUGUGAAUUGGAAAUUAAAGUUGAGGGCUUUUUCAGUAUUCAUGGCAUUUCCAUUUCAAAAGAAUUUUUUUUCACUUCCUUAGCCAAAUUUCAGAUCUGCAACUCCCCCUUAAACAUCAAUGUCUUGGUGCCCUUUUGGGAGCCUGAGGCAUAGCUGCCCUGGGUUCACAAAUUCUCUGACGAAUCCGUCGGAGCAAAGUAAUUCGGAUUUAUACCCUUGAUUGUGUAGCCAUCAGAGGGUUUUAUUGUGGGUUGUAUUGCUACUAUUACUAGCUAAUUCUUCUCUCGUGCACAGUGAAGCACGUCUUCUUCUUAAUUGGUCUUUCCGAUGGAAAGUUGAGUCCACAAUUAAGACUCUUUUGUGCUUGGUUUUGCAGUUUUUGUGUACGACAGGAACCAGAUGAACGUGCUGGAGGUGAACAAGACUGACUAUGAGAGCUGCAAUGCCGACCACCCGCUCAAGAACUGGACCAGAGGUGCUGGGAGAGAUGUGGUUCCACUCAACGUGACUCGACACUACUACUUCAUCAGCGGGAAAGGGUUCUGCUACGGAGGCAUGAAGCUUGCCGUUCGUGUCGAGAACCCACCUCCUCCACCAAAGGCUUCGCCCGUCAAGAGUGAUGCUCCUUCCUCAAUUCUCAACCGGCCCUAUGUUCUGCCUGCUGUUUUCGCCAUUGGGGCGAUGUGGGAUGCUUUUGUCCACCUCUGGUAGUGAAGUAAAUUUGUUCUUCUUUCUUAGCCAGUACCUACAUUGAGGAUGUAACAACACAACAACCACCACCAUCACUGAUGAAAUGGCGUUGGUGAAAUUUGAGCACUUCUCUCUGCAUUAUUUAAUUUGUUUACUUCAACCUUCUUUUUGUUACUUAUCUGGGUGGUGCUGUGUCUAGUGUUUAUUUAUGGUGUACACUGACGUGAAAGGCUGGAUCAUUGUUUUGUUGAUGUUCUAGUUGAGCUUGAAUACAGGGUAACUCUGGUU
Molecule: messenger RNA, 2373 nt
Organism: Linum trigynum
Lineage: Eukaryota; Viridiplantae; Streptophyta; Magnoliopsida; Malpighiales; Linaceae
Source: the annotation of a GenBank genome assembly